UCUUGUGGAGUGUUACAAACUCGGUGUUGCUGUAGCUCCCAGACAAAAGCUCGAAGAUGGCAGACAAGCCGAACCUUCAAGAGAUUGACAGCUUCGACCGGUCAAAGAUGAAGAAAACUGAGACCAACGAGUUGAACACACUGCCUACGAAAGAGACGAUCGAACAAGAAAAACGAAGCUAGAAUGUGAUCCUGGACCCUCCACAUGAUUUGGUGAAAUGUGGCUUGUGCUGGAGAUUCAAAUGCACUGUGAAUGAAGA
Messenger RNA from Nanorana parkeri, 259 nucleotides. RefSeq names its product thymosin beta-10-like. The transcript has a single exon. Gene Ontology annotation, molecular function: actin monomer binding. Bases 57 to 182 code for a protein of 41 amino acids. Gene Ontology annotation, biological process: actin filament organization; regulation of cell migration. The record is from RefSeq and is a predicted model, not a curated record. Gene Ontology annotation, cellular component: cytoplasm. Lineage: Eukaryota; Metazoa; Chordata; Amphibia; Anura; Dicroglossidae.